Messenger RNA from Peromyscus maniculatus bairdii (prairie deer mouse), 2964 nucleotides. It is a transcript of the gene Clec3a, whose product is annotated as C-type lectin domain family 3 member A. Lineage: Eukaryota; Metazoa; Chordata; Mammalia; Rodentia; Cricetidae. Gene Ontology annotation, biological process: ossification. The record is from RefSeq and is a predicted model, not a curated record.
ACAGCCUCCCUGCACGCUAGUUGCUCCAGCGCUGCUGACCAAGUGGCUAGACUGGCCUGUCCCAGAGCCAUGGCAAAGAAUGGACUUGUCAUUUGUAUCCUGGUGGCCAGCUUACUCCUGGACCAGACCAAUAGCUACCCAUCCAGAGUGAAAGCCAGGAAACAUAGCAAACGCCGUGUGAAAGAAAAGGAUGGUGACCUGAAGUCUCAAGUUGAAAAGCUGUGGCGAGAAGUGAAUGCCCUGAAGGAAAUGCAAGCUCUGCAGACAGUCUGUCUUCGAGGCACCAAAGUCCAUAAGAAAUGCUACCUUGCUUCAGAAGGCCUGAAACACUACCACGAAGCCAACGAAGACUGCAUUUCCAAGGGAGGAACCCUAGUUGUCCCCAGGAAUUCCGACGAAAUCAACGCCCUCCGAGACUAUAGUAAGAGGAGUCUGCCAGGUGUCAAUGACUUUUGGCUGGGCAUAAAUGACAUGGUCACAGAAGGCAAGUUCCUCGAUGUCCAUGGAUUCGCCGUCUCCUUUCUCAACUGGGACCGUGCCCAGCCCAGUGGUGGCAAGCGGGAGAACUGUGUUCUGUUCUCCCAGUCAGCUCAGGGAAAAUGGAGUGACGAGGCCUGUCGAAGUAGCAAGAGGUACAUAUGUGAGUUUAUCAUCCCUUAGCAAGCCCCUCCCAAAUAUACCUUCCAAGUAAGACUGGUCAUGAUAAAUAAGCUGGUAGUCACCCUAAUUAGGCAAAAUUACACUUAUUAAUUGCAAGAUUACAAUGCCAGUAUUGAUAUCCACAGGUAUAUAGAGUCAGACCAUGUUUCUACUAUAGCUCAUUGUGAUGUUAUCCUUCAUGUAGCAAAGGGGAUCAGAAAAGAAUGACCCAUGGUAAGAAAGGGACUUCUAAAAAUGGGCUGUCAAAUCCCUUUCCCAUUCUCCUCAUCCAUCUCAGGUGGAUAGGCCUGGCCUGUUUGAGAAAUAUAAAAGCCAUGUGUUUCUUCAAGACGGGAAAGCAAGAUGGGGCUGCCUGGAAGAUUUCUCCUUAAAAUUUAGUCAUGAUGGAAAGACAUUUUGAGAAAUUUGUCAUUGGUUAUUUUUCAGUUGUGUGAAUAUUGUAGUAUGCCCUACAUGAACUCUUAAGUUGUAGGGUAAAACUUCAGGUGGCCUCUAAAUGCCCUUAAGACAAGUAGUAGACACAAGCUAUGUGAGGAUUCCGUUGGUCUAACAUGACAGGCUUUCACAAUAUAGUUCUCUUUCUAAGUACAAACACAUAAUCAAAAACAGUUGAAAACCCAGUGAAGUAUACUAUCUUUCCAUCACUAUAAUAAGAUAUCUGACACAGACAUAUAUGAAGCAAUCUGACAUAUAUUUAGCUUGUAGUUUUAGUGGCUCAAAGUCAAAGAUUAAGCAACCCCUGUGACUCGGCCAAUGGUGAGGUUGGCCGAUCAUUAGCAGGAACUAGUGGUAGCAUCUCGAACCAGAGCAGAAAUAGAGAUGGCAAGCAGGGUCUCCUUUCCAAGGUGUGUCCCCAAUCAUCCAAGGACACCCUAGACGGAUCCACCUCCUUAAGGUACACAAUACCUUUCAAAAUUGUCACAUCAGGGUCCUUGAGGGGACAGAAGCAAUCAAAUGAUCUUCAGCUACAGUGUAUGAUAAACAUAUAAACCAACACACUGUCAUUUAUUAUUGUUACCAAGUAUUACACGUUGUGCUUAAUCAUUGUGUUAAACUUUAUGACUAGUGGUGUGCUAGAUUUGUUUUUAGCACUGUCACCAAGAACACACAUAGUGCUACAUAUAAUUUGCUACCUGAGAACACCAAAAAUGUCUCUAGGGAACAGAAAUUUUUCAGCUCCAUCACAGCCCUUGGGACUACCGUCAAAUAUACAGUCUAUUAGUGGUCAAAAUGUUGUGCAGUGCGUGGAUAUAGUUGGUUGAUAAGACUGUCCCAAGUUGGAGGUUCUAGGUGCUAUAUAAUCCAUAACCUUUCUAACACAAUGUUUAAUUUCAUCCACCCUGUUAGCCUAUGGUCCUUGCUUUCAGAUGUCACAUCCCCUGUUGGGACGUGGAUCCUGUCUAUGACAUCAGAGCAGGAAUGUCUAAAGAGGUUCUCAUCUAACUCUUCAAAAUUUCCCACUCCAGCUUUCUUGGAGGGUCUCAGUCAAGACCGCCUCCCCAAAGUGAGUCAACAUAUUUGAUCAAUUUCUGCUCUCAGCAUUCUAUAACAGCUUCUAGCCAAUAUACAACACUAAGGCAGGAGAAGGGCAGCAGGUGGUGAGGACAAAGAAUAGAUCAGAGAAAGAUAAGGCAGGGCUGGGGUGCAGUUCAGUAGGUAGAGUGCUUGUCUACCAGGCAGGAAGAUGUGGCUUCACAGGAACAGGACUCUUAAGCCUAUAAUCCCAGCACUGGGGAAGUGGAGGAAAAGGAUUAGGAGUCCAAGGUCAUGCUCUACCAAUUGGACUGCAAGUUUAAAGGCAGCCUACGCUGUUGUACCAGGUCCUGUUUAGACAACAAAAGCAAAGUGCCGCUUUCCCUUCACUUAUGUGUCCUUACAGUCUCCCUUUCUAUGUGAUAACAAUAUUUUUUACUUUCUUUACAUAUAUAUUUCUUCAAUUAUCAUUAUGUAUUUCACUUUAUGAGGGGCAGUUUGUCAUUAGAAGCUAAAAAUUGGGCUUAAAUAAUACUAUUUCAGAGUUACACAUGUGUGCAAUUUUUUAUUCAAACAAUGCUAUUUCCAUUAAAUUGCUUAACUAGAUUUUAUAAAAAUAACUUCAUUGCUUAAAAACAGCAGCAUAAAUUUAAGGCUUAGGGGAAAUGGGUUUUGGAGAAAUAAACAAUUCAGAAUAUAUUCUAUCCUUCAAGUAAAUAUCUUUUCUCUUUUGUGAAUAAUGUUUUGCUCCCAAGAGCCGAAUUGCAUAUGCUUAGAAUUAAAUUUUAGGUUUGCUUUUUCAUUGCACAAUAAAGCCCCAAAUCUGAUCAG